AAAAAAAACAUUCUAACGAACGGAUUGCUCAGAAGUGGUUGUAUCGUCCAGGCUCGCCUCACCGAUCGGUAUUUCAUGUGCUGGACUAACUAUUUACAUUGUGACCAGAUCUAUUAAUAUACCAGAAUGGGGAAAAAACGAAUUUCGGACCAAAAACUGAUAGACAUUGCAACGGACAUCGGAAAUGGGGAUCAUGUCAUGAAGCUUGCCAUUAAACUUGGUGUGUCGGCAGCUGAUGCAAAAAAUGCCAAUUUGGACUGCAACACGAUUCUACAAAAAGCAAUGGGUGCUACUGCUAUCAAAGAUCAGAAGGACAAACUUAGAGAUGGACUCAUUAAGAGUGGUCAAAGGGCCACAGCUGAUAAACAUCUACCCUCGCGUACUCCUGGUAGGAAGGCUGAAUCGAAUACGGAAUUGACACCCAAGCAGAGGAAGAGAGAAGUAGAUGAUAAAACUCCAAAUAAGUCUCCCACUGCGAAGAAACCUAAGGGCUUGUCUAAACUUCAAGAAGCAGAACAAAAAUGGGAAAAGGCAAAAAAAGACGUGAAAGAGGAAGAUACAAAAGUGAAAGUUUUGCAGAAAAAUUUGCAGGACGCAUUAAAAAGGCUUGACCAUAAAAAUAAAGAAGAAAGGAAAAGAUCGAGCGUCGUAACAAAUUUGAAGCGGCAAGAAUAUGAUGAAGUGGCUAAACAGCAAGCAAAACGAAAACAAGAGUUGGAUAAACUUGAGUCCUUUGAAGGAACCUCUUAGUAUCCCCAAUCGAUACUAAUUCUAAAAAUCGGUACAGCAAGUGAAGAGUGAAAUAAGUUCUAGUUUGCUUAAAUUUGAAAGGCCCCCUCCUAAAACACACAGUACCAUCCAAUAUGGCAAGGCUGUUAUCUUCCACACCGAAUCAUUCCUUGUUGGAAGGUUGAGCCUGGGUUUCAAAAAAAAAAACUGGGGCACUUUACAAGGAUGAAGCCUUAAUAUUUGUUUUAUUAUGUUUCAUGUGGAAAUGUCGAUUUUAAUUUAAUACCGGACAUUACCACGAUUUCGAGCUGGGUCAUAUCAAAAGACUUAAUUAUCGUUGUUCGUUUCCCUUUCGAGUGAAGAUUCAGAUCAUGAUAUGUUUCGAAGUUUCUUCGAUACCCAUCAAUCUUUAAACAGCACUCACAUCGUUGUACUAAAUGUUGAAUUGAAGAGACAAUUAUUUAAAAGAGCAGCCUUAAUAUUAAUUACUUAGCUUUGAAAGAAAUUAAAAAACAAGAUACGUGCAACUGAGUUUCCUAAAUGCCUCUGCCCUAAAUUCAAUAUAGGAAAUGGAUAGACAUAAUCACGAUAAAAACAAAAAUCCUAUGAUCAAAUGUCAAACGACGACAUUGAUCGUGACGCAUUAGCCUAUUAAAUCUUAUGAAAUUGUCUUCCCAGGGUGGUCCAUACUAUUUUAGAUUUUGACGUUCAUAACUCAAGUGGUUCUUGAGAUAUCGCGAUAAAGAAAAAGCGGGAAGGACGGACGUACGUACAGAUGGACGGACGAACGGACUGACAACCGGAAAACAUUAAAUUGAAUCUAAAUUCAUUAGUAGGCAGGAGUAGGAGUGAUUAUUUUUCCUCUUAUACCCACCUUUAGUUAUCCUUGUUUGGGAUUACAAUCGAUAUGCAGUUUUAAUGGUACAUAACAAAUUUAAUAUUUCUGGAUUAUGUGCUCAAAAGCUGAUGAUAACUGGCUCCGAUGGAAAGAGGUCGUAUAUAUCGUUACAGAAUGUCAAAAAUGAUGCAGUCUAAGGAUAUAUUAAAGGUUAAAGGUUAACCUAAUUUCUGUUCCGUCACAGUGAUCACGACAUAGUGAAGAUGAUGAUAAAUUCUAAAGUGAUGUCAAUUAUAAUUUGCGUACAGAAAUUUGUUUCAUGAUAAUAAAAAGACGAUUUAAUAAACAAAGAGUGAGCAGGAAAAACUUAGUAAAUUCAACUGGAGGCAAGGAAACCAAAUCAUCUUGAAAACCCUAUCGUUCAUUAAAUAGAAAUCAUUUUGGCAUUAAUCCAUACGUCAUUGUCAUGUUUGAAUAUUUAAUACGAGAUGCAGAAGUCUAAUGAAAUUGCGUAAGGUUGAUUUUCGAAUGCAGUUGCGAUGGUAUCCAUGGGAUUUAUUAAUAUAAAAGUGUACUUGUAUUGUUUUCCUUUUUUAUGUUAUGGGAAUGUUAAGUUUCAUAGUAUUCUAAUUAAAAAUGUAUAUUUAGCAACAAGAGCGGUUACAUCAAAAUUGUUUGACUUGCUUUGCAUACGUGUAGCGUAAUUCGUUUCACUUCUAAAUCAAAUGAAUUUGUCUGAAUAAGAAAAAUUCUAAUCGUACCCGGAUACGAGAAUUUAAAGGAAACCGAACCCCAAGAAAUAACUUAACUUAUUCUAAGAGAUUUAUUAUAUUAUUGCCCAUUAAUCUACAAGAUUCCCCGCCAAAGUGUAUGAGAGAGGUAUAGAGCAAGAAUAAUGUGCAUUUUCUCAGCACGACAUGGGUAUCGCCAUUUUCUUGAUUACGUGACGUACUAUGCGAAGUCGUUUAGCAAGUAAAUGUAUUCAAAUUUAUGGAGGCUUCCU
Strongylocentrotus purpuratus (purple sea urchin) is the source of this 2570-nucleotide messenger RNA. RefSeq lists its product as uncharacterized. The record is from RefSeq and is a predicted model, not a curated record. The coding region runs from base 127 to 750 and encodes 207 amino acids. The transcript is spliced from 3 exons. NCBI's taxonomy places the organism in Eukaryota, Metazoa, Echinodermata, Echinoidea, Camarodonta, Strongylocentrotidae.